Pneumocystis carinii B80 is the source of this 3192-nucleotide messenger RNA. RefSeq lists its product as hypothetical. Bases 1 to 3192 code for a protein of 1063 amino acids. The record is from RefSeq and is a predicted model, not a curated record. The transcript has a single exon. Lineage: Eukaryota; Fungi; Ascomycota; Pneumocystomycetes; Pneumocystales; Pneumocystaceae.
AUGGCACGGCCGGUUAAGAGGCAAGCACCAGCAGUACCACCAGCAGAAGAGAUUAAGGAGGAACACCUUUUGGCUUUCAUUGUGAAGGAGAAAUAUAAAGAUAAUAAAUGCAAAGAAGAACUCGAGAAAUAUUGUGAAGAGUUGAAGAAAGCAGAUGAGAAUUUCAAAGUGAAUGAUAAAGUUAAAGGACUUUGUGAAAAAGGAAAACAAGAGGAUAAAUGCAAAGAACUGAAAGAGAAAGUUGAAAAUGAAUUGGACACUUUUGAUGUGGAAAUUCAAGAUGAAGAAGAAUGUGAAAAACAUGAAGAAAAAUGUAUACUUUUAGAAGAGACGGGUGAUGAUGAUGUUAAGGAGAAGUGUGUCGAGUUGAGGGAGAAAUGUUACGAAUUGAAGCGUAAAAAGGUGGCAGAGGAGCUUCUUUUCAGGGCGCUCGGAGGAAAAGCUAAAGUAGUGAAUGAAUGUCAAGCAGAGAUGGAAAAGGUUUGCCCAGUGUUGAGCCGAGAAAGUGACGAGCUGAUGUUUUUCUGCCUUGAUUCUGCUAAAACAUGUGGAGAUCUGAAAACAAAAUUGGAUACUGUUUGCCUGCCUUUAAAAGAAAAGCUUAAAGAUGGAGAUUUACCGGGAAAGUGUCAUGAAAGACUUGAGAAAUGUCAUUUUUACGGAGAAGCGUGUGAUAAACCAAUGUGUGAUGAGGAUAAGAAGCAAUGCGAGAAAAAUGGAGUCAUAUAUAAAGCGCCAGAAUCUGAUUCUAGUCCGGUCAAGCCGAAGGCGUCGUUGUUAAGAAGUAUUGGGUUGGAUGAUGUGUAUAAAAAGGCUGAAAAAGAAGGAAUUAUUAUUGGGAAAUCAGGAGUGGAUCUACCAAGGAAGUCGGGUACAAAAUUUCUGCAAGAUAUCUUACUACUGUUGAGCCAAGAUGAGAAGGAGAAGAAACCAGAAGAAAAAUGCAAAAAAGCGUUAGAAAAAUGUGGUGCUUCUGAGUAUUUGGAUGCUGAUUUGAAAAAGUUAUGCAAAGAUGGUGAUAAACAAGAGAAAUGCAAAGCAUUACUAGAUGUAAAUGUAAAAGAAAGAUGUACAAAUCUCAAAUUAAAACUUUAUCUCAAAGGGUUGUCUACAAAAUAUAAUAAUGAAAAAUCAGAUCCUUUAUUCUGGAGAGAACUGCCAACAUUAUUUACGAAGGGAGAGUGUGCAGAACUUGAGUCGGAAUGUUUCUAUUUAGAAAAUGCGUGUAAAGAUAAUAAUAUUGAUGAAGCAUGUCAAAAUGCGCGAGCAGCGUGCUAUAAAAAAGGACAAUAUAGGAUGUUGAAUAUGCUCUUUCGAGGGGGGUUGAAGGAGAAGCUUGAUCGUUUAAGAAAUUAUAACAUUCCUGAAGAAUGCAAAAAAUUUGUGGUAGAAGAGUGUAAAAAACUUGAUAAAAAAUACCUUCCAAAAUGUCUUUAUCCUAAAGAAUUAUGUUAUCUGCUUUCAGAUGAUGUUUUCCUUCAAUCCAAAGAGUUAGGUGUGCUUUUGGAUGAUCGGAGAGAUUUUCCAUUUGAAAAGGAUUGUUUUGAGUUGGAGGAGAAGUGUGAUGAACUUGAAACUUAUUCAUUUUCGAAUUCAGAAAAGUGUAUAACAUUGAGAAGGCGCUGUAAAUACUUAAGAGUUUCAGAGGGAUUUAGAAAAGUAUUUUUAGAAAAAAAGGAUGAUUCGUUAAUGACUCGGGAAAACUGUACGAAGGUGUUGCAAGAAAAAUGUGAUGCUUUAUCUAGGAAAAGGAGGAAUCCAUUUGGGUUUUCAUGUGCUUUGCAAGAAGAAACAUGUGAAUAUUUGGUAGCCCGUACAAAAGAUGAAUGUUUCUAUUUAAAAGACAACAUGGAGAAUGAAGAAAUUCUAAAAGAAAUUGAAGAAAAAGCAAAAAAAGCAAAUGGAAAUGAAACCUUGGUUGAAGAACUCUGCACAACAUGGGGACGACAUUGUCACCAACUUGUGGGGAAUUGUCCGGAGCACUUGAAAAAAAAAGAUGAUAAAGAUAAUCAUAACUGUGAUGAACUCGAAAAAAAAUGUAGUGAAACUUUUGAAAAGCUGAAAUUGGAAAAGGAGCUGACUCAUCUGUUGAAAGGAAGUUUAAAGGAUGAUAAAUGUAAAGAAGCAUUAGAAAAGCAUUGCCCUGAGUUGGAAAAGAAUCAAACAUUCAAAACUCUGUAUGGUAAAUGUGAUGAUAAUACCAAGGGAAAUGUUUGCAAAAAAUUAGUUGAAAAAGUAGGGAAGAAAUGUCUUACUUUAAAAACCGAUCUGGAUGAAGCGAAAAAAGAGUUGACAGAGAAGAAAACUGAGUACGAAAAGGCUAAAAAGGCGGCUGAAGAUUCUACGGACACAGCUAAAUUAUUGCUAUCAAGGCCUAAAAAAGCCGUAACAUCAAGUGGACAGAAUAGCAGUGGUUCUGUACCAGCACAGCCACCAGCAGCACCAGCAGCACCAGAAGCAGGAUCAUCUUCAUCACCACAAGGGCCACCUUCAUCACCAGAAUCAUCUUCUACAUCAAGUGGAACACCAGGCACAACAGAUGGAACGACGAAGAAUCCAAAACUUGGACUUGUUAAAAGAGCAUAUGUAGAUGGAGGAGUAUCAGAAGCAGAGGUAAAAGCAUUUGACGCAACGACGGUAGCAUUGGAAUUGUAUUUGGAAUUGAAAGAGGAAUGUAAAGCUUUAGAAUUAGAUUGCGGUUUUAAAGAGGAUUGUUCAGAUCUUCAAGUUUGUGGAGAAAUAGACACGUUAUGCGGAGGAAUAAAACCAUUAGAAAUUAAGCCUCAUCAUACAGAGACGCAAAAAGAAAUCUCAACCACUACGACGACCACUACGACGACGACUACCACAACUACUACCACGACUACGACGACAACAACUACUACUACCAAGCAGGGAAGUGGAGGAAAAGUAACAGAAGAGUGUACAAUGAUACAAACAACAGAUACAUGGGUAACACGUACGUCAUUGCAUACGAGUACGACAACGAGUACGUCAACGGUGACGUCGACAGUGACGUUGACGUCGAUGAGAAAGUGCAAACCUACCAAAUGUACCACCGAUUCAAGCAGAGAGACAGAUAAAGGAGGAGAAGAUGAAGAAGAAGUGAAACCAAAUGAUGGGAUGAAAAUAAGAGUUCCUGAUAUGAUUAAAAUAAUGUUGUUGGGAGUGAUUGUUAUGGGAAUGAUGUAA